AUGCAUGAUUCAGUACAAGGGGGAAUCCGACGGCUUCUCGAUGGCCUGACAAUCUGCUGGACGGAUCCCGCCACGACCGUCGAGCAGAAAAGAGCCCGCUGUGAACAAAUAGUAGAGGAAAUUGGUACUGCAUAUCAAACAAUGGAACGGAUGAAAGAAAAAAUUGUGCACGAUUCAACAGCCGGACAGUUAAUAUUACCUGAAGCAUUAAAACUUUUGUCGAUUUAUGUAACAGCAUUAAUCAAAUGUGAUCCAUUAAUUGGAACUCAAACGCGGACGACAGACGAUCGGAGUUGA
Molecule: messenger RNA, 297 nt
Organism: Didymodactylos carnosus
Lineage: Eukaryota; Metazoa; Rotifera; Eurotatoria; Philodinida; Philodinidae
Source: the annotation of a GenBank genome assembly